Synchiropus splendidus (mandarinfish) is the source of this 1437-nucleotide messenger RNA. It is a transcript of the gene sirt4, whose product is annotated as sirtuin 4. Gene Ontology annotation, molecular function: NAD-dependent protein lysine deacetylase activity; NAD+ binding. Bases 162 to 1112 code for a protein of 316 amino acids. The transcript has 4 exons. The record is from RefSeq and is a predicted model, not a curated record. NCBI's taxonomy places the organism in Eukaryota, Metazoa, Chordata, Actinopteri, Syngnathiformes, Callionymidae.
CUCCCGGCGACCCUUGCGCGCAUAUUGUGCGUCGUGAAAAUGGCCCCGUCCUGUUUCUCUCGUCGUUUCGGUUUCCUGUCAUGUUAAAUAAUUUGACCUGUUGUCGAACACCAAGACUGCGGACUCUGCGAUCGACUACAUUUUAAAGCCAACAUAACAUCAUGGUUUUAAUAACAAGAGUAAUGUUUCCAUGGAGGAACUUCCCUCUGCACACCUCAGCCCCCAGAAUGGUUUCAUCUGAGCCUGCUGGCUUGGUGAACUUCGUCCCUGCUUGCAGCUCCACCGAUGCCCAGUCUCUUGACUUGCUGCAGGACUUUGUCGGCCAUUCAAGGCGUCUGUUUGUGAUCACUGGUGCGGGUUUGUCCACAGAGUCCGGGAUCCCUGACUACAGGUCAGAAGGAGUUGGGCUGUAUGCGCGCACAGACCGCCGACCCAUGCAACACGCAGAGUUCAUCCGAAGCGCAAAAUCAAGGCAACGGUAUUGGGCCAGAAACUUUGUCGGGUGGCCUCAGUUCUCCUCUCACCAGCCCAACGCUGCACACAAGGUGCUGCAGCGCUGGGAGCAGCUGGGUAAGCUGCACUGGCUGCUCACCCAGAAUGUGGAUGCGCUUCAUUCAAAAGCUGGGCAGAAACGACUCACAGAGCUCCAUGGCUGCGCUCACAGGGUGAUGUGUUUAGGCUGCGGCACAAUCUCAUCCAGGCGGGAGCUGCAGCAACGCUUUGUGGCCAUGAAUCCAGACUGGAGAGGCAAAGCUGGUGCUGUGGCCCCAGACGGUGAUGUCUUCUUAGAGGAUGAGGAGGUCCUCCAUUUCAGGGUUCCUGCUUGUGAGAGCUGCGGCGGGACCUUGAAACCAGAGGUUACCUUUUUUGGCGACACUGUGAAUAAAUCCACGGUCGAGUUUGUGCACAGCAGAUUGGCCGAGUCUGACUCGGUACUGGUUGUUGGGUCGUCUUUGCAGGUGUAUUCAGCAUACCGGUUCUUACUGGCAGCCGGAGACAGAAAAAUUCCAGUCGCCAUCUUGAACAUUGGGCCAACCAGGGCAGACCACCUGGCCGAGCUCCGGGUUAAAGGUCGAUGUGGAGAAGUUCUGUCUCUUAUUCAUCCUCAUUAAUGGAUGCGGAGCUUUCAUGCUGUCCUUGGUCACAACUACCUCAUAUUUAACAUGGAUCAUUCAUGACAGAAAUAUUCAGCUCUCUGUCACGAAGGUGUUUAACAAAGCAGGUCUGAGAGCAGGUUCUGUAGCUGUGCGACUCAGGUAGUAAAUAAAUGAAUAAAUAAUGCUAGUGUUCUGAGGUUAAACAGAUAACUGUAUGUGUUUAUCAUGGUGUGAGUGGUGCAAAGUGCUGCUGUGCGUUAUGCAAUAAAUGGUUAUAUUUAAAGUGUAAAACGGUCAAAAUUUUGACGCUGUCAACUGUUUUAGGGGACAGUAAUAAAUG